UUUUAUGCUUCCGGUUUCCAGACCUUGGCGUUGCUCGUUGAAGGUGUCGUCCACCGAAUUGUAUUUAUUCAUAAUAAUGAACAUUUUUUUACACGCAUAAACGCACUAUUAUGUCAAAGUAGAGUAUUACUAGAACACACUAGUGUCUUAGCCAGAGUAUGUUCUGGCCAUAAAGUUCUUGACCGACAUGUUAGUACUAAUUUAGCCUCACGUCCGCUAAUGCAUCGCACAUCCGUUUGUCAUAUUUUGAGCAAAAUAUGUUUUUCGGACGUCGACGUCGGGAGAAGCAACUCGACGACGAGCACUGAUGUUAUCCCAGAUGACUCACGGAAGCCGGAGAGCGACUUUAAUGACAACCGUCACCUGAGCCAAAGGCCGACCAAGACUUUCACCCUGGAUGUUUUGGUGUCUCUGCUGCGCCAGGAGAACGCAGAAGAAAUCUGUGUGAUUAAAAUACCAGAGCACAUCAAAUACGCCCAGUACUUCAUCGUGGUGAGCGGCGUAUCACCCAGACACCUCCGCGCUAUGGCCCUUUAUGCCGUCAAAGUGUACAAAUUCCUGAAGGAAGAUUACCAAUUUCACGUGAAGAUUGAAGGAAAGGCUGCGGAAGAUUGGCUGUGUAUCGACUUUGGGAAUAUGGUCGUCCACUUCAUGCUUCCGGAGACAAGAGACGUGUAUGAACUGGAGAAACUGUGGACUCUGCGCUCCUACGACGAACAACUGAGGAGAAUGCCUGAUGAGAAGCUUCCAGAAGAUUUUAUAUUUGAUCUUGGAGACGAUAAAUUAUAAGCAUAACUUCUUGCAUGUAUAUUUGUCUUUCACUUUGCCAUGGGAACUUUGUCAAAUCAUGUUUAAAAUAAAGUGAUAUUUUCUUAAA
This is a messenger RNA of Nerophis lumbriciformis (worm pipefish), 877 nucleotides long. It is a transcript of the gene malsu1, whose product is annotated as mitochondrial assembly of ribosomal large subunit 1. Gene Ontology annotation, molecular function: ribosomal large subunit binding. Gene Ontology annotation, biological process: negative regulation of ribosome biogenesis; negative regulation of translation. The record is from RefSeq and is a predicted model, not a curated record. Gene Ontology annotation, cellular component: mitochondrion. NCBI's taxonomy places the organism in Eukaryota, Metazoa, Chordata, Actinopteri, Syngnathiformes, Syngnathidae.